This is a messenger RNA of Protomyces lactucae-debilis, 429 nucleotides long. RefSeq names its product putative QCR9-ubiquinol--cytochrome-c reductase subunit 9. Lineage: Eukaryota; Fungi; Ascomycota; Taphrinomycetes; Taphrinales; Protomycetaceae. The record is from RefSeq and is a predicted model, not a curated record. Gene Ontology annotation, biological process: mitochondrial electron transport, ubiquinol to cytochrome c. The transcript has 4 exons. Bases 71 to 256 code for a protein of 61 amino acids.
AACGACACAGCAAUGAGCAAAGGGUGAAGAAGCCUCACUCGUCAAAAGCAAGCAAGUCAAGCAGUGCAUUAUGAGCCUCGCGUCCACUGUCUACCAGACCGUCUUCAAGCGCAACUCUGUCUUCAUCGGCACAGUCUUUGCAACAGGCUUUGCCUUCAAGAUUGCCUUCGACAUGACUACAACCAGCAUCUGGGAUAAUGCGAACAAGGGCAAGCAAUGGAAGGACAUUCGCAGCAAGUACGUCGAGCAAUCAUAGAGAACUCUCGAUCAAGCGACAAGGUGACCGCACGUCCAUCGUGCGCAUCACUUGAAAGGAUGUAUGCAAUCAAAUCGUCCAUCAUUUCCACCCAUCCGCGACUGCCUUUGUUACUUUGAGCAUGCAGCGCCUUCUGUAAGCUGCUACAUACAGAAAGCUGUCUUGCUCCGUUG